AAGAUAACACUGAGGACAUUUGCUCAUCAGUCACUUUUUAUCAACUUUAUAAAAUUAACAAGUCCAUAAUUUAGGAAAAUGAUAGAUGCAAAAAUCAUCGAUUUCGACGUUCAAGAUAUAAGAUUUCCAACGUCAUUAAAGGGCGAUGGAAGUGAUGCAAUGUAUACCAAGGUUGAUCAUUCUUGCGUGUACGUAACGAUCAAAACUGACAAAGAAUAUGAAGGAUAUGGCAUUACAUGUUCUAUGGGAAGAGGAAAUGAAUUGAUAUUGCAAACGUGUAAGCUAUUGUUCGAACUUAUAAAAAAUCAGACAACGAUAGAGAUUUAUUCUAACUUUGCGUCUGUUUGGAGAAAAUUAACGAGCGACGCGGAAUUUAGAUGGAUUGGACCGGAAUGUGGUGUAAUACAUCUAGCUACAGCGGCUAUUGUAAACGCAUUAUGGGAUUUAUGGGCACGUAUCGAAAACAAACCUGUCUGGAAGCUUCUUGUAGAUAUGACACCUGAACAGCUCGUCUCCACUGUCGAUUUUAGAUAUAUUAAAAAUAUAUUGAGUGAGGAAGAAGCGAUACAAAUGCUGAAGGAGAACGAGUCAAAGAAAAAAUUACAGGAGGAAUUGUUAAGAAAAUGCGGCUAUCCCGCAUCUACAUCUGAUAUUGGAUGGGUGGGUUACUCCUAUCAGAAGACGAGAGGUCUUGCCAAAAAAUUUGUGAAGCUUAAUUUCAAUACAUUCAAAGUAAAUGUGGAUAAUAAGAUAAAAAAUAGCGUGAAAAGGUGUAGAGCCGUUCGCGAUGUAGCAGGCUGGAAAAAUAAACGAUUAAUUCUGGAUGCGAGUCAAGCUUGGGAUGUGCUCGAAGUGGCUGAUAAUAUACAACAUUUCAAACACUUUAAACUAUUUUGUAUAGAAGAUGUGAUGGCCCCGGACGAUUUUGUGGGAGUUACUUUCAUGAAAUUUGAUAAGGAACUUUUUCCAUGUUCUAUCGGCAAAAUGUGCGCAAAUCGUGUUAUAUAUAAAGGAUUCCAUAAACUUAAGGCAUUUACCUUUUGGCAACUUAACGUGGCGAGGCUUGGCGGAGUUAAUGAAGCCUUAGCUGUAUAUUUCAUGGCAAAGAAAAAGAAUGUAUCUAUCUGGGGAUACGCCAAUGGAGUGGGUUUAGGCGAGAUGAUUCAACAUCUUCAAAUGUGGGAUUUUGUUUGCUUGAACCAGACCACUGAAAAUCGUAUGAUAGAAUUUGUGAAUCGUAAUCAUGGAUAUUUCAAAAAUCCUGUACACAUUCAAAACGCUUGUUAUAUGCCGCCUAAAGAUUCUGGUUUUUCAACUAAGCUUAAAGACAAAUUUAUUGUAAGAUGGUCUUAUCCAGAUGGUACACGAUGGAAAUACUUAUUUAUUACAAAACAUUUCAAGAAUGAAAAUGAAGAUAAUUAAAAUUGGAUUUGGCUUUAAAA
Molecule: messenger RNA, 1442 nt
Organism: Nylanderia fulva
Lineage: Eukaryota; Metazoa; Arthropoda; Insecta; Hymenoptera; Formicidae
Product: mitochondrial enolase superfamily member 1-like
Biological process (GO): carbohydrate catabolic process
Molecular function (GO): hydro-lyase activity; magnesium ion binding
Source: RefSeq, a predicted model, not a curated record